Adineta steineri is the source of this 456-nucleotide messenger RNA. NCBI's taxonomy places the organism in Eukaryota, Metazoa, Rotifera, Eurotatoria, Adinetida, Adinetidae. The record is from the annotation of a GenBank genome assembly.
AUGAAAAAUUUUAUAUUUCUUGUUUCUAUUAUUUUUACUUUAAUUGGUUUGAUUGAUCUUCAAAGUCAAAGUACAUCAAAAACAACUCCACGUCCAACGACAACUGCAAGAACAACUCCGAGAACAACACCACGUCCUGGGCCAUCAACAUGCUAUGCAUGUGCAAAUUGCCCAUUUCCAUUUAAGAGAAACGGUCCUUAUGCAUCUUCCCCAAAUGGAUGGUGUUAUAAAAUAAGUGCAACUAUAUCUCCAAGUUCAGCGACUGAUCGAGGCGCAGAUUUAGGUGGCAUUUGUGCUUUUAAUGGAUGUCAAACGAGAAUGGUUAAUAAUGUCAAUAAAUAUGUUUGUUGUUGUCGUAAUAACUUUUGUAAUACAGCUGUCUCGAUCUCUAAAUCAACAAUUUAUAUUGUAUCUUUAUCUUCAAUAAUGAUUUUUUUAAUGAAAAAUAUUUAUUAA